GGGGACCGCCAAGUGACAGGAUGGAUGGCUUUGACGUCGGUUCAACACAGUAUCGUCGUGUGUAUCGUGUAGUUCGUUCCGUCGUACUCCAUACCUUGGGCUACUAACUUAGUUACUACCCACCGAGAGGGAGAAAUCCCCAAAGCGUGGGAGGGGGGCCAAGUAGGGCUGAACUUGGCAUCUCGGUGUGAGGGACUGACUGUAUGCGCGCGCCCAGACGGACAGACGCUCGACUGUCUACGAGUCAACUCCUCCAGUGGCCGCGCGAGUAUGAGCUCCGGCCCAGCGGCUUUCCGUCGCCGCCUGCAACAAAUCAAGACGUCCUCGUCCGCAUCAUCCAUCGGCAUGACUCCAGACGCCGUGUCCUCGGACAGCGACAUCCAGCCAGAGUCGGGGUUUGGGCAGCCCUCCUCCUCCUCCAUGCGGCGGACGCGAGACCAUGGAGCGCGGCCGCUGGCUCGCUCCGACACCUAUCGCCAGCUGACAAUCAUGAUCAACAACAGCCACGUUGGUCUGACCAAGGCGCUGCUCCUUCUCGUGCCCGUCGCCAUCGCGGCGGACCUGCUGCGCCUGUCUCCCGUGGCCGUCUUCGCCCUCAACCUCUUGGCCGUGGUGCCUCUGGCUGCCAUGAGCAUCUACAGCAUCCUGGCGCUAACUAGGAAUGCCGGUGCCCUGGGCGGCCUGCCCCGGGCCGUCUUUGGCAAUGCAACCGAGUUGACUCUUAGCAUUGUCGCCAUUUACCAUGGCAAGACGCAGCUCGUGCUCGCGAUUGCAACCGGCACUGCGGCCUAUUACUCGCUCCUUGUGCUAGGCGCCAGUUUCUUGCACGCCAGCUACGGCAAGACGGACGUCCCCUUCAGCAAAACCAAGUCAGGCGUCCUGUCUUCGCUCGUCAUGGCCACGGCCUUUUGCCUGACCAUCCCGACCGCCAUGUCCCUGGCAACAGACGAGGAGGACAAGUCAAGGACGAAUCCUCCUGCUGCUGCUGUCGACGGAUACGCCCUCCACCUCUCGCGCAUCAUCGCCGUGGUCCUCUUCUUCCUCUUCAUGACCUACCUCACAUUCCGGUUCCUCACGCACAAGCAGCUCUUCCCCAGGAACACCAGCGCGGUGCACGCCAACCCAGAUAGCCGCACCAACUCAGUGCUGGACAUGAACCCGGCCGGCUCGGCAUCGUCGCUGGCUCUCGCCGCCGGCUUCGCGGGGAGCGCCGUCUGCACGGCCGCGUGCGCCAACUCGCUGCUGCGCAGCAUGAGCUCAGCGACGCGAGCGCUGCAUACGACGGAGGCGUUUACAGGGUUCGUGAUCCUGCCGCUGGUGGCGAGCCUCGCCAAGUCUGUGACCAUCUGCCAGCACGCGCGGUCCGACGGCACGCCCGCACCGGGGCAGAUGGGCCGGCUCGACUUCGCAAUCCGGUCUGCUAUGACAAACGUCUUGGACACGUUGCUCUUCGUCAUGCCCCUGCUUGUGCUGCUGGGCUGGAUCAUGGGGCGGCCCAUGGCUCUCCAGUUAGACCUCUUCGAGGCCGUCGUGUUCUUGUUAGCGGUCCUCAUCAUGACGUACCUUGUACAGCAUGGCAAGACGACCUACUUUGAAGGCUUCAUGCUCAUAGGAACAUACGUUUCUAUCGUCGUUGCAUUCUAUGUUCGCCCCGAACCGAUUGCAUAAUCAUCCUUCGCCAGAAACUCGGUUAAAAUGACACGCUCUAUAUUCAAGAUUUCCGGGACCAAAUCGCUGCAUGGCGUGGCGCCCGCAUCUCAAUUGUUUGGCUCGGUAAAGAAGGCCAUGGUGAUGACGGCGUAGCUAGUGUUGGUUUUAGCGACGGUGCAAUAAAACAGAGGGUGCGGCUUAGCUCCUUACGCGCAGAGGAACAUGACGCCGUGAAGGUCUGCGAUACCUCGAAGUUGAGAUCAAGCGGCGGGCCCAUGACCCAGCUGACGACGAUAAGGACGGGGAGGACAAAAAGGGCAAUCUGUAGGAUGCUGCCAAUGAUGACUCCGAUAGCAAAGUCGAUCCUCUGUUUCUGUGAGGCUGCCAGCACUUGCGUCAGCUCCGGGGCGUUGCUCGCCAAGGGGAUAACGAAGAGCGCUACGAAGGUCUUGGUGAUGCCCAAGGCCUGCGUCGUCCCAUCGAGGCUUUCCAUGAAGGAGUGCGUGCAUUUUCCGAUGAGCAGGCUCGAGAUGAGGAGGACGGCCCCCGCCGUGUACGCCGUGCCGCUUGACGGUGCGUCAUCCUGCUCGUCGUGGGCGAGGCUGCGCUCGCUGCCUGGCCGCGCAGGGUUGUCCACAGUAGGGAGCUCACCAUGUCCGCGGAUGGGUUCGUACUCUUCGACUCCGUCGUCGUGGCCGGUGAAUAGGGCAGAAUGCGUCUUGAGCUGGAAGUAGAGAUAUGCCGCGUAGAUUGUGAGUAGGACGACGACGGUUGCGCGGCUAAAGGAGAGGAUCUUUUUGCUGAUAUCAACGCCCGAGUUGGGUAAAGUCGCAGUGAGAGCUGUGGGAAGAGCCAGUGCCAUGGCGGCAAGGAGCAUGAGCGAGGACAGCGAGUCAACCAUGGCAGAGUUGACGCAGACGACCCCCUUUGCGCGCGCGGCAACGACAAUACAGAAGCCUUGGACCUGGAUGGCGUCUGUCAGCGCGGGCUCACUGGUGACAGUAGUAGGUAGGCUGCGUCGGACCAGCAAGAUGUCAGAUAGAAUGCUUCCUAGCAUCAUGGACUGUGCAACUUGGAGCUCGUCAUGGGCGAUGGCCAUUAUUCCAACCUGGCAGCUGAUGAUUAGCGUAUCCGAGCCGCGUACCCGCACAACCGUCUGCCAGAG
Purpureocillium takamizusanense is the source of this 2815-nucleotide messenger RNA. RefSeq names its product Calcium/proton exchanger CAX-like. Gene Ontology annotation, biological process: intracellular calcium ion homeostasis; calcium ion transmembrane transport. Gene Ontology annotation, molecular function: calcium:proton antiporter activity. Lineage: Eukaryota; Fungi; Ascomycota; Sordariomycetes; Hypocreales; Ophiocordycipitaceae. The transcript has 4 exons. The record is from RefSeq and is a predicted model, not a curated record. The coding region runs from base 271 to 1668 and encodes 465 amino acids. Gene Ontology annotation, cellular component: fungal-type vacuole membrane.